Chenopodium quinoa (quinoa) is the source of this 1748-nucleotide messenger RNA. Its product is annotated as transcription factor bHLH84-like. The record is from RefSeq and is a predicted model, not a curated record. NCBI's taxonomy places the organism in Eukaryota, Viridiplantae, Streptophyta, Magnoliopsida, Caryophyllales, Amaranthaceae. The transcript is spliced from 5 exons. The coding region runs from base 443 to 1435 and encodes 330 amino acids. Gene Ontology annotation, molecular function: DNA-binding transcription factor activity; protein dimerization activity. Gene Ontology annotation, biological process: regulation of DNA-templated transcription.
GUUGUCUGUUAUUACAAAAGGUUGGGACAAUGUGGAAACUAAUUCUGAAUGGACGUGUUAUUAUUAUUUUAUGACUACCAACCGGAAUAGUUAACUUCCUGCUAUUAGCUGUCAUGGGUCCCAUCGUAGUAGACUCGUGUUGCUGAUGUACAUGGAUAAUGACAUUAAUAUUUGUUAAUCUUCUCAACAACUAAUCAUUUAGUUAAACAGAAAACAGUUUAUGGAAAGGUCAAUUUUAUUCUCUACUUCUUUGUUCUGUUAAUUGACAUAAUAUAUAAACUAAAACAUGAUCAUCUCAUCCAUCCUCAUCCACAUUAUUAACUAGCUUAUAAGCUUCGAAAAAAAUAAAAAUCGAAACCUAAAUAACAGUAUAACAACAAACACAGCAGCAUUCUCCUUCUCCUCCUGCAAUACUUCGAUUCUACUAAUAACUCGAGACGGUAUGGAAGGAGGAGAAUGGAGCAAUUUCAAUGCUGCUGUGUGUGUCAACGAAGAGGCUGAUUUUAUGGCUCAAUUGUUUCCUAAUCCUAACGACGUAAAUCUCAAUUACAGCCAUCAUCAUCAUUACCACAUUAUUGCUAAUAAUAAUAACAAUAAUAAUAAUAAUAACAAUGCAGAAGGUGGUUCAUCUUAUUAUUCUUCUGAUUCCACCUCUAACUCUCAAAAUAUGUACCGUUAUUCGCAAGAGAGUAGUUAUAAUAGGAGCAGUCAUGAUCAUGAGGUUCAUUAUCACAAUUAUUUUGGUGAUAAUAAUCAUCAUCAUCAACAACAAUUAGCAGCCGCGGCUAGUAAUGCAUCCUCGUUGCCUAUUGAGUUUCUCCAGUGUCAUAUGGGUGAUCAUGACAAUGGCGCGAUCAAUGAUGCAGACGUCGAUGAAGAUCAGUCUCAGUUGGAUCCUGCUGCUGAGGAUAAAAUUUGUGAUUCCUCUUACAAUUCUAAGAAAAGAGGCAGAGUUUUAGAGGGUGUUCAAAAGGGAAAAAGGAGUGUAAGGGUGAAAAGAAGUCAGAGUCUAUCGGCCUUAGGAGGCGAUGAUGAUGAGAAGGAAAACGAUGGAAUAGCGGUGAAUAGACAGAGCUCAAGCAGUGGUAGUUUAGAGGAUGAUUGCAGCUCUAAGGGAACUACGACGACGACGACAACGACAACGACUGUUCUUAAUUCCAAUGGUAAAACAAGAGCCAGCAGAGGGUCUGCUACUGAUCCUCAAAGUCUAUAUGCAAGGAAAAGGAGAGAAAGAAUUAAUGAGAGAUUGAAAAUCUUGCAAAGUCUUGUGCCCAAUGGAACUAAGGUUGAUAUCAGCACCAUGCUUGAGGAAGCUGUGCAGUAUGUCAAGUUUUUGCAACUUCAAAUCAAGCUACUAAGCUCUGAUGAGCAUUGGAUGUAUGCACCAAUUGCUUACAAUGGAAUGAACAUCGGGCUCAAUUUCCAGUUUAAAUAACCUUCCUAGAUGAUCUAAUUAAAAUCGCGACAAAAAUGUUCCCUUGCAAAUUUUGUUCAAGAUAUACGAAGUAUACAAUCUCACAUGUAAUUAAGUAAAACUUUAUACUCCUAUACAAAGUUUUCUUCCCAUUAUGUUGGGUAGGGAAACAUAACAAAUCUCAUAAUUUGUUUCAUUCAUUCUUGUAAUCCUUUGUUUUAUGAUUUUUUGUUACUCCAUACUAUUAAAAAAAAUAAUAAAUAAAAAAAAAAAAAAGAAUAUGAAAAUUUAUUGUCUACAUAUUUGGGUCAAUGACAAAUUAUUAGAUUUAGUC